Molecule: messenger RNA, 1412 nt
Organism: Drosophila sulfurigaster albostrigata
Lineage: Eukaryota; Metazoa; Arthropoda; Insecta; Diptera; Drosophilidae
Product: cuticle protein 16.5-like
Exons: 2
Coding region: 104-892 (262 amino acids)
Biological process (GO): positive regulation of transcription by RNA polymerase II
Cellular component (GO): RNA polymerase II transcription regulator complex
Molecular function (GO): transcription coactivator activity
Source: RefSeq, a predicted model, not a curated record
UGAUUUUUUUCCGCUAUAAAUUGCCGGCUUGCUUUAGGGAUCAGCAUCAGUUUCAGCGUCUAGCUCGUCCAGCACAGUCGUAGUUGUAGCUAUCAAUUCCAAAAUGAAAUUCCUCAUUGUGUUCGCUCUGUUCGCCUUCGCGGCCGCCGAUGUCAGCCACCUGAGCAAGUACCUGCCCCCAGCCCAGAGCUACAGGCAGCCAAGCAACGAGUAUCUGCCCCCCGUGCAGCAGUCGUACUCGGCUCCAUCGGUCAGCUACUCUGCCCCGGCUGUCCAGCAGACCUACUCCGCUCCUGCCGUCCAGACCAGCUACGCUGCUCCCGCUGUCCAGACUAGCUACUCCGCUCCUGCCGUCCAGACCAGCUACUCUGCCCCAGCUGUCCAGUCUUACUCUGCCCCAGCUGUCCAGUCUUACUCUGCUCCAGCUGUCCAGUCUUACUCUGCUCCAGCUGUCCAGUCUUACUCUGCCCCAGCUGUCCAGUCUUACUCCGCUCCUGCCGUCCAGUCUUACACUGCUCCCUCGGUGAGCUACAGCGCACCCAGCAACGAGUAUCUGCCUCCCGUUCAGCAGUCGUACUCUGCCCCAUCUGUUCAGCAGACUUACUCUGCCCCAGCUGUCCAGCAGACUUACUCCGCACCAGCUGCCACCUACUCGGCUCCAUCGGUCAGCUACUCCGCUCCCGCUGUCCAGCAGACCUACUCUGCCCCAGCUGCCACCUACUCCGCCCCAGCUGUCCAGCAGUCGUACUCGGCUCCAUCGGUCAGCUACUCGGCCCCAGCUGUCCAGCAGAGCUACUCCACAGCGUCGUCGUCGUCGGGCAGCUACUCGUCCGGUGCUGAUGUCGGCACUCAGUAUGCCUCCAACGGUGGCUAUGUCUACAGGAAGAAGUAAGAGCUAGAGCGUGCUGCAAACUGUUCACACAACUCUAAUCUAAUCUAAUCAAAAAUACAAAAUGCAAUGAGCAUUUCACAUUGUUCAUUUGCAUCACAUAUUCUAUUCAUUUAAUACCUUUUUUUUUUGGUUUUGUGUACCCGAUAAUUAAACAUAAAAUGCAACAAAUUCAAAAUGACUUUUAUUACACUCUACUGUAAAUUCAAUUUUGCAAUUUGCAAUUUUACAAUUUAUGUAUUUGUGACCGUUACAAAACACAGUUUGAAAUUUAAACUUUGACUUAAGCUGCGAAAUCUCAAAUCAAAUCAUGUUGGAUAAAGCUUUCGCAAAGCUUUUCGCAUGAUGUCGCAGGUGCCACUCUUCGCUGAGCUGCCGUCCGAGCUUUGCAAGCCAGCAUUAGCUUUUAUGCGUAGCUUCGCUAAAAAAGCUUUUCAGCAUUGGCUAUGCUACAAAUCAACAGCUUUUGCAAAUAGACAUAUCUACGUACAUAUGUCUAUAUAAUUAUUAGGUUGCCAAAUUC